ACCGUGCCGGGGCCUUUGGAAACUCUGGUGGUGAAAGACGGAGUGCAAGCCCUCACUUCCCCUUCCUGCACUGCGCAGGCUGCCGAGCCGGGGCCACAGCAGUCCUCCCUCGGGCACCUGCAGCAAGCAUGGAUCAAGAAGCCGUGGGCAAUGUCGUCCUGCUGGCCAUCGUCACCCUCAUCAGCGUGGUCCAAAAUGGAUUCUUUGCCCACAAGGUGGAGCAUGAAAGCAGGAACCAGAAUGGGCGGAGCUUCCAGAGGACAGGGACCCUUGCCUUUGAGCGAGUCUACACUGCCAACCAGAACUGCGUUGAUGCCUACCCUACCUUCCUGGCUGUGCUCUGGACCGCGGGGCUACUGUGCAGUCAAGUCCCGGCGGCCUUUGCUGGCCUGAUGUACUUGUUCGUGAGGCAGAAGUACUUCGUCGGCUACCUGGGAGAGAGAACUCAGAGCACCCCUGGCUACAUCUUCGGGAAACGCAUCAUUCUGUUCCUGUUCCUCAUGUCCCUGGCCGGCAUACUCAACUAUUGCCUCAUCCUCCUGUUCGGCAGUGACUUUGAAAACUACAUAAAGACGAUCAGCACCACCAUCUCCCCUCUGCUUCUCAUCCCCUAGCUCUCUGCUGCAUUCGGGGCCGUGCGCUCAUGCGAUCGAUACCUCGGAGCUGUCAUAACUCAGAGCUUUAAAGGAUCCUGCUCCUCUCUGGGCAGCAGUAAAUCUAACCACCAUCUGGCCCUCACGGCUCCAGUUAACCUUGCCUUUCCGAGAAGACAGUUUUGUGUCAGCUCCGCCCCCUUGAACUUGGCAGUGGCCUCAGUUUUGUUAUUCAGAUCCGUUCUGUGUAGCUCUUGGCUUAUCCUGCUCACCCAGCGUGUUUUGUGACCAGAUACAUAUUUUCCAAAAAUAAAACACGGAGACUUCUCGCG
Oryctolagus cuniculus (rabbit) is the source of this 925-nucleotide messenger RNA. It is a transcript of the gene ALOX5AP, whose product is annotated as arachidonate 5-lipoxygenase activating protein. NCBI's taxonomy places the organism in Eukaryota, Metazoa, Chordata, Mammalia, Lagomorpha, Leporidae. The record is from RefSeq and is a predicted model, not a curated record. Gene Ontology annotation, molecular function: glutathione peroxidase activity; enzyme activator activity; glutathione transferase activity. Gene Ontology annotation, biological process: leukotriene biosynthetic process. Gene Ontology annotation, cellular component: endoplasmic reticulum; nuclear envelope; membrane.